Messenger RNA from Puma concolor (puma), 1722 nucleotides. Lineage: Eukaryota; Metazoa; Chordata; Mammalia; Carnivora; Felidae. The record is from RefSeq and is a predicted model, not a curated record.
AUGGAGGCUGAAGAGGAGCGUUUUCCUAGACUAAGGCAAGUUCUUCUUCUCUUUGUUUUGCUGGCUCACACUUGCGCGGAGCGGGAAGAUUAUUUUAUUACAGAAGAAACAGAGAGUGGUUCUUUUGUGGCCAAUCUAGCAAAGGAUAUAGGGCUAGGGGCAAGAGAGCUCUCUCGGCGGAGGGCUCGGAUCAUUUUUAACAAUGACAAAAAGCAAUUUCAGCUGAACCUUCAGACUGGAGAUUUACAAGUAAAUGAGAAACUGGAUCGGGAAGAAUUGUGUGGCCCCACUGAACCUUGUGUACUGCAAUUUCAAGUGUUACUGGAAGAACCUUUGGAGGUAUAUAGGUAUAAGCUUUUGGUCACUGACAUAAAUGACAAUUCCCCUGUGUUCCCAGAGGCAGAAAUGAUUUUAAAAAUCAUGGAAAAUACUCUUCCAGGGGCUGUGUUUCCCCUGAAAAAUGCGCAAGAUUUGGAUGUAGGUGUCAAUAAUGUUCAAAACUACACCAUUUAUCCCAACUCCCAUUUCCACGUGCUCACCCGCAACAGCGGUGAAGGCAGAAAAUACCCGGAACUGGUUCUGGACAAAGCCCUAGAUCGAGAACAGCAGCCCGAGUUUAGAUUAACUCUCAUGGCAGUAGAUGGUGGAACUCCUCCCAAAACUGGGACUACCCUGGUCCUCAUUGAUGUUUUGGACAUCAAUGACAAUGCUCCUGAGUUUGUGCAGCCACUCUAUCGUGUGCAGAUCCUGGAAAACAGUCCCCUGGGAUCUCUUAUUGUCACUGUUUCAGCUAGAGAUUUAGACACAGGAAUAAACGGUGAAGUAGUCUAUUCAUUUUUCUAUGGUGAUGAAGAGAUUACUAGGACAUUUGCACUUAAUGAACUCACAGGAGAAAUUAAAAUAAUUAGGAAAUUAGAUUUUGAAAAAAUUAAGUCAUAUGAGCUGGAUAUUAAGGCUUCUGAUGGAGCAGGUCUUUCGGGAAAAUGCACUGUCAUAAUAGAGGUGGUGGAUAUAAAUGACAACACCCCAGAAAUGACCGUAGCUUCCCUUAUAAGUUCCAUCCCUGAAAAUUCCCCUGAGACCACGAUAGCUCUUUUCAGUAUUCAAGACCCAGACUCUGGGGAAAAUGGGAGGAUGGUUUGUUCCAUCCAGGAAGAUGUCCCCUUCACUCUGAAACAUUCUCUUGAAAAUUUCUACAAGUUAGUAACAGAAGGAGUGCUAGACAGAGAGACAAGAUCUGAGUACAACAUCACCAUCACCGUCACCGACUUGGGGACCCCCAGGCUGAAAACGCAGCACAACAUAACCGUGACGGUCUCCGACGUCAACGACAACGCCCCCGCCUUCAGCCAAACCACCUACACCCUGCGCGUCCGCGAGAACAACAGCCCCGCCCUGCACAUCGUGUCGUCGCUCUUCCUGUUCUCGGUGCUGGUGUUCGUGGCGGUGCGGCUGUGCAGGCGGAGCCGGGCGGCGUCUGCGGGUCGCUGCUCGGGGCCUGAGGGCCACUUUCCGGGCCACCUGGUGGACGUCAGCGGCGCGGGGACGCUGUCCCAGAGCUACCAGUACGAGGUGUGCAGGAGAGGAUCUGGGACCAAGGAAUUUAAGUUUUUGAAAUCUGUUGUCUCCAUUGCUCAACAGAAGUCUGUGAAUGAUGUGGAGGAAAACACAUUUUGUAAAUUUUGGAUUCAAUUAGGAAUUUGGAUGAAGGUUACCGACUAA